AGUUUCGGGCGCCCAGGUUCUGCAGCCAGCGCCAAGCGGAGCCCAGCAUCCGCUCAGACUGACCUCAGUAGCCAGAGGUGGAGCGCGUAGCCGGGGCCAGGCGCGCAGAGCUCGGAGCGGCGGCGAGUGAGCACAACUUUGCAUCGCCCUUCCCCGCUUCGGCUCUCGCCCAGCACUUCUCGGGAGGGUCCCAGCAGCCGGGGCCAGUGCGUGCGCCCGGAACCGGCGCCCGAGCGGGCGGGGAAGAUGAUGAUGAUGUCCUUGAACAGCAAGCAGGCGUUCAGCAUGCCGCACGGCGGCGGCCUGCACGUGGAGCCCAAGUACUCGGCCUUGCACAGUGCCUCGCCGGGGUCCUCGGCUCCCGUGGCGCCCUCCGCCAGCUCUCCGAGCAGCUCCAGCACCGCCGCCGGCGGCGGCGGGAGCGGCGGGGGCGGCGGAGGCCGGAGCAGCAGCUCCAGCAGCAGCGGCAGCAGCAGCGGCAGCGGCGGGGGCUCCGAGGCGAUGCGGAGAGCGUGUCUUCCAACCCCACCGAGCAAUAUAUUCGGCGGGCUGGAUGAGAGUCUGCUGGCCCGCGCCGAGGCUCUGGCGGCGGUGGACAUCGUCUCCCAGAGCAAGAGCCACCACCAUCACCCGCCCCACCACAGCCCCUUCAAGCCGGACGCCACCUACCACACCAUGAACACCAUCCCCUGCACAUCGGCUGCCUCCUCCUCGUCCGUGCCCAUCUCGCACCCGUCCGCGCUGGCGGGCACGCACCACCACCACCAUCAUCACCACCAUCACCACCAUCAGCCGCACCAGGCGCUGGAGGGCGAGCUGCUGGAGCACCUGAGCCCCGGGCUGGCGCUGGGGGCCAUGGCGGGCCCCGACGGCGCCGUGGUGUCCACUCCAGCUCACGCGCCGCACAUGGCCACCAUGAACCCCAUGCACCAAGCUGCUCUCAGCAUGGCCCACGCGCACGGGCUGCCCUCGCACAUGGGCUGCAUGAGCGACGUGGACGCCGACCCCCGGGACCUGGAGGCAUUCGCCGAGCGCUUCAAGCAGCGACGCAUCAAGCUGGGGGUGACCCAGGCCGAUGUGGGCUCCGCGCUGGCCAACCUCAAGAUCCCCGGCGUGGGCUCGCUCAGCCAGAGCACCAUCUGCAGGUUCGAGUCCCUCACUUUGUCUCACAACAAUAUGAUCGCGCUCAAACCCAUCCUGCAAGCGUGGCUAGAGGAGGCGGAGAAGUCUCACCGCGAGAAGCUCACCAAGCCCGAGCUCUUCAACGGCGCGGAGAAGAAGCGCAAGCGCACGUCCAUCGCGGCGCCAGAGAAGCGGUCGCUGGAAGCCUACUUCGCCAUCCAGCCGCGGCCCUCCUCCGAAAAGAUCGCCGCGAUCGCCGAGAAGCUGGACCUUAAGAAAAACGUGGUGCGCGUCUGGUUCUGCAACCAGAGGCAGAAACAGAAAAGAAUGAAAUAUUCCGCGGGCAUUUAGGAGACCCACUUUAGGCCUCUCCAGGGACAGGCCCCCUCCUCAUCUCUCCCCCACCCCCCCCACCCCUCUUGCCUUUUUUCUUUCCAUUUUUUCGCGACCUGAAAACAAUUCCAGUAAAUGUGAAUCCAGAAAAAGCGAGGAUUGAAGAGCGAGCGAACGCGUGAGCUACUGAGCCCAAGCCCGGUGAGAAUGUGAAACGAUUUCUCAAAGGAAAGAAAAGCAAAAGAAGGGAUUUGUCAAGUUGUAGCAAAGUUGUCCCUUUCGACCCCACCCACUCGGAAAAGGCACCUCGGCCUCUUCAGAGGAAGUCUGGAGCUGGCUGUUUGCAGGAAGGCAGACGAGACAGCCUUUUAAAAGGCCCCCAGAAUGAUCAAGUAAGAUUUGUUUUUAUUCCUAAAGACGUCACCCUUGUUCAAGUUUAAAAGUACACUUUGCAGCUAUUUUUCAGAAAUAGAAAUUGAUUCAGGACUGAAACUUUAAACUAGAGUUAAUGCUUAAUGUGAUAGAGACAUCUCUAAAGUAUUUUGAAUUAAAAAAAAAAGAUGGCAGAUUUUCUGCAUUUACACUGUAUAUUAUAUAUAUAUUUUUAUUGUGGUUCUUACCCCCUUCUUCCUUCUCUGAAGUGUUAAUGCUUAAGAAAGGAGUUGCGCCUGCUGUGUUCACUGAUCUUGAAAGCUAUUAUUAGAUUAUUGCUGAACAACCCUCUGUAAAUUAUUAAUUUAUCUCUCUAGCAACUUAAUUUGUGCACAUUCUAAUUAAUUAAACUUCUUUAGUCUUAACAAACCGGUGGUGGGGGGAGUAUAGCUAGUGAAGUUAAAAUUUUUUUAUGUUUAAUGAGUUUACUGAAUUUAUACAGUUUUCCUCUUAUACUGUGUUCCUUUUGGCCCAUUUGUAUAUUCUCACUUUGAAUGAAGGUUGUUUUUUUCUUUGUUUUCACUGGUAGUGUUCUGAUUUGUGAGUCAAUACUCAGUAAUGGAUGUCUUAACCGUAUAGACCUGAUUCACUGUCCAAAGUAUUGUUUACUUUGCUACAUAUUUAAUGGGGAUUCCCACACAUGCACUCUCUCACUCACUCUUACACACACACACACACCUCUAAUGGAAGAGAAGUCAAGCAGUUGGAAGCAUGAAUAUGAUGCAUCAUUUUCUAGCUUUAGGUGCGUUUGUCACUUGGUGUUUGCCCUUCCAGAUUUUAAGAUUUCACCAAGGUAUUUCAGUCUUCUAGUUUUCAAUUGCUUUGUGGACUACAUUUUAACAUUUACAAGAAUCCUUCCUCCUUCCAUUUUUCCUUUUGGAGGUUUGUUUGUAGAAAAACUAAUCUGAACUAUAAGAAAGACAGUGCACUGCUUGUAAAUUCACAUUGUUUGGUAGAAUUCUUUUGAAACAACAAAAAGAAUUAGGUACAUGAUGACUGGUACCUUAUCUAUUGUAAAUAUUUCAUUCAAAAUGAUGCACAUAUAGAUAUAUUCUUACAAAUUUUGCUGUAUUGCUGUUCCAUUUAAGGCUCUCUGAAGUCUUGAAUUCUGUAUAUGACCUGGUUUCUUGUUUUUGUUACUAGAUGGUUUAUUUACUAUGGUAAUGUACUAAGUUAUUUUUGGUGUUGUUUGAUUGUCUUUCAUUGAAGAGAUGAUUUUAAUGUUUUAUUGGCAAAGUAUGCUGCUUUUUUUCAUUAAAAUAUGCUAUUAAAAUUAAAUGGAUUUUAAAA
Messenger RNA from Cervus elaphus (red deer), 3177 nucleotides. It is a transcript of the gene POU4F2, whose product is annotated as POU class 4 homeobox 2. Lineage: Eukaryota; Metazoa; Chordata; Mammalia; Artiodactyla; Cervidae. The transcript is spliced from 2 exons. Gene Ontology annotation, molecular function: DNA-binding transcription factor activity, RNA polymerase II-specific; RNA polymerase II cis-regulatory region sequence-specific DNA binding. Bases 247 to 1473 code for a protein of 408 amino acids. The record is from RefSeq and is a predicted model, not a curated record. Gene Ontology annotation, biological process: regulation of transcription by RNA polymerase II.